AUGACUACAGGAGACCUAAAAAAUAACCUUCGAAAGCUAAUAUCUGAACUGAAGCAAAUUAAUUAUCCGCAAACUGAGCUCAACCUCAAAGGAAUCGCCCAGGGGAUUCCAAAAGCAUUUCUUCCAAUCGUUCAUCAUGUGUUCCUUGAUUAUUCUAUCUCACUGGCACAGUACUUUGCAUCCAAAGAAUACGAAUUUUACGGAAAAACGGAUUCACGGUUUAUGGAAACCGUAUACAAAGUUCUUCGUGACGAGUUUGGCUACAAACCACAGCUUACAAGGGAGCAAUUUCUAACGAUUGGAUUUGCUGAGAGAAAGAUUAUUUUUCUGUGCGCCAUCUUAAAACUCCUGAGAGAGAAACAUAAUGAGCUCAAACCUAAAGGCGGAAAAUUGAUCAAGAAGAAAGCGAAUCAAACUUCACAGAUGAAUGGCACCAACGUCAACGGAAUAAGCAAGGAAACACAUUUAAAGAAAGAUGUUUCGGCUCGCUCUGAUCAUUUUGCAGGACCUCUUCCUCCUGACACGGACAUGAAGAGGUUUCGGAGUAACGGAGAGGCUAUGAAAGCUGGUUUGGGAUUGAAAGAACCCCUCAUAACUCGUGAAUUUAUUGAGAGUGAGCACGAGAACCAUUAUAUGUCGAAAGCUGAAGGAGUAGAUGUAAACAUUGGUAAAUCAGGAGAAGUCCUAGCUGCUAAAACUAAUCCAUUUCCGUCAAAUUUGAUUGUCAAAUCCAGUGACCAAUCGCUCUUUGGUAAGAAAUUUCCAGUUUCUCAAAAUGUUGAGACUCGUUCAUAUUUGUUUGAUCGGCCUCAAGUUAAAUCGGUGACAUGGGAAGAUCAAGGUACAGACUCCCAGAGAUUUCCCACUGAACGACCUGAAAAAAUUUUAGGCAAACCUCAACCAAAUCCAAUAUCAGUACCAGUGAGUAUCCAUGAAAUUCCUUAUUCAGUGUCAUCGCCAGAAUAUUAUCCAUCAUCCUUUGAAGACACAGCCAACAGAGGAAUGAAUCCACAUUUGGCUCCAGCCCCAGUUACCAGGACAGCAGUGCCAGAACCAAGCCCAGAUCUGAUGCUCACGCCAACUGUCAAGAGCACUUGUUAUGAAGCCAUUCCCAUUUCCAGCUCUGAUUCACAAGUUUAUUUGCAUUCAGAUGACAAAAUUUCACAUGCAAGAGUAGUGAGGCACCCAAAAGCCAGUGAAGGCAAUACUUUCAAUGGCUUUGUAUUCAAUCCAGGUUCUUCUAUAGAAAACCAAGUUCUCAAACAACAGUUACAAGAGCUACAGGAGAAAUUUGAUGGUGUGGUAUUGCUGAACAAUGACAUGUCUGCAAGAGUUGCACUCUUGGAGAGUAAAGUGAAGUUACUAGAGGAAGCAUGCCAAAGAAAGUCUGACUGUUAUUGCAAAAAUCCCUUGGCUGCAAUACCUGCCAAGGAAAAAACAAUGAAACAAGAUGAUGCACAUGUGGUUGUGUCUGGUUUUAAUAUUCACGAUGAAACAAGAUCAACUGAACAAUCUCACAUGACUAGCCUGAGCAUACCACCUAAAAUAGUCGGGGGGAUAAACAGUGCAGUGCACAAAUCAACUAGCCAAAAACUGUUCAAAGAAACAACAACUUCUCUUGGCAAUAAUGAUGCAGUUAUUGAAUCAUCUUCUCAUUCAGAAGUGUCUGAUGAUGAUCAUGGCAAAGAUGAUGAUGAUGAUGAUGAUGAUGGGAAUAGUACUGGCAAAGUUAACAGCAUUCCAUCGGAUCAGAAAGAUGCAGAUAUCAUCAUAAGUCCCUUUCCUUCAUCUUCAAAACUUUCAGCUGUAUUUUCUGACCCUUCAACAAAGAAUUCUGUAGUAAAUGUCCACAAACGGCUCCAGGAAACCAGGGAGCUUCUCAGAAGGACAAACAGAGACUUUGCAACAAAGUUUUGUCAUUACCAAGUUGAAUAA
This is a messenger RNA of Pocillopora meandrina, 1935 nucleotides long. The record is from the annotation of a GenBank genome assembly. Lineage: Eukaryota; Metazoa; Cnidaria; Anthozoa; Scleractinia; Pocilloporidae.